CUUUCAUUCGAUUUAAUUCUUUAUCAAUAUCAGACUGUUUCUGAGUCAUGAAGUUCUCGCAUCAGAUUCAGUUUAACGCUGUCCCUGAUUGGGCAGACCAUUAUUUACCAUACUCUAAUCUCAAGAAACUUAUCUAUUCCAUCGAAAAAGACAGAGUCAAUGGUACUCAUGAACACUCCCAAGAUCUAGAAUAUGCUCCCAGUGAACAAACAGCCCUCAUGAGGGAUCAGAUUCAGGACAGCAAUUCCGUGUUUGCAGCUGCACUAGACAAAUCUCUCGACAAAAUUGUUAAAUUUUAUGCCAAAAAGGAAACAGAACUCUACGACGAACUGGACCAACUUGUACUUGAGAUUGAAUCUCUUGAUAGCUCUCGUCGCCCGUCGCACCAGGAUGAAGAAAUCACUCUUGGAGAUACCCCUCACCCCCAUCAUCGGGCUGAUUUCCCUCGACGAGAAUCAAACCUGGAUGGAGACUCUCUUCCAGCAAACAUCAUUUCUCAAAACUUGACAGAUACUUACUGCGAUCACGAAGCAGGGAUUGAACCCGGAGGUGGUGGAGGUGGAGGUGGAGGAGGUACAACUGGCUGGUCAAACAACAAAAUCAGUCCAGAUGCAACAUCCGAACUCCGGAAGCGAACAAUCGAUCUAUUUGUUUUGUUGUCCGAAUUAAAGUCCUUUGUAGCUCUCAAUCUGACGGCUUUUGCAAAAAUCCUAAAGAAGUACGACAAGAUUACCAACAGCAACCUCAAGCGAGACUACACCGCCAGUCACGUCAGCCAGGCAUAUCCUUUCAAGAGCGCCACAAAAUCCCGGUUGAAUGAACGAAUCCAGCAAACUGAGCGAGCCUAUGCUUUUUUGGAAACCAACAACAACCUUGACCAAGCCAUCGAUGAACUAAAGGCUCAUUUGCGUGAACAUAUUGUCUGGGAACGCAAUACCGUCUGGCGUGACAUGGUCGGGCAGGAGCGCAAGGUCCAGACUGUCGGCGUAGGAGAAUCCGAUAUGAUGCAGAUCAAGACCCCUUGUGGCAGUCUCAAGAUCGAUCGCGAACAAGCUAUCCAUACUUUCUUCUUGGUAGCCAGUAUCUUGGUAUUCGUUAUACUAUUACAGGUCGAAAUAUUUGCGCACAUUGAACAGAACAGAUGCUUUGCCAUACUUGUAUUUGCCAGUAUUCUUUGGGCUGGAGAAGUGAUGCCCUUGUUUGCUACUGCUCUCUUGGUUCCAGUAUUGGUUGUCACCCUGCGUGUAAUGCGCUCUGAAGAUGGAAACUUUACGCGUCUCAGUGCUCCGGAUGCAACCAAACGUGUGUUUGCCAGCAUGUUCUCACCCGUAAUUAUGCUUCUGUUGGGUGGAUUUGCAAUUGCAGGUGCAUUAAGUAAGUUUGGCAUUGCCAAAGCUAUGGCGACAUUUGUCUUGUCCAAAGCAGGCACACGUCCAAACCGAGUUUUACUGGUCAACAUGUUGGUUGCAACCAUUGCCAGUAUGUGGAUCAGUAAUGUGGCCGCACCCGUCCUUUGCUUCUCCUUGAUUCAGCCUAUUUUACGUACUUUGCCAGUCGAUUCUCGUUUUGGACCAUGUCUUAUAAUUGGAAUUGCCUUGGCUUCAAACUUGGGUGGUAUGACUUCACCCAUUUCAUCUCCUCAGAACAUUAUUGCCAUCCAGAACAUGAACCCAGCACCCUCUUGGGGAGUCUGGUUUGCAGUCGCAAUUCCCCUUUCGAUCAUUGGCAAUAUCAUCGUCUGGAUGUUCCUCGUCUGGAGUUAUGAGCCCGAGAAGCAAACACCUCAUAUUCACGCCAUUCGUGCCUCAAACGAUCCUAUCAAUUCCACCCAGAUAUAUGUUUGCCUAGUUACCCUGAUCACGAUCAUCCUCUGGUGUCUUGCACACACCUACCAAGAGAUCUUUGGUGACAUGGGUAUCAUUGCUAUAUUGCCUUUGAUCGCUUUCUUUGGUACUGGCCUUUUGACCAAAGACGACUUUAACAACUUUUUGUGGAAUGUUAUUAUGCUGGCCAUGGGUGGAAUUGCACUCGGAAAGGCUGUCGAAAGCUCUGGAUUGCUACAGGCAAUUGCUGUUCAGAUCGAAGCCUUGGUUGUUGACAUGAAUGCUUUCCAGGUUCUGUUUACCUUUAGCUGCCUGGUUCUCGUGAUUGCUACAUUUAUUAGCCAUACUGUGGCUGCUCUGAUUGUUUUACCUAUUGUUGCCGAAGUGGGUGCCAGAAUGGAUGACCCAAGACCCAGCAUGCUGGUGAUGGGAACUGCCUUCAUGUGUUCAGCUGCCAUGGGCCUACCUGUAUCCGGUUUCCCCAACAUGAAUGCCAUUGCUCAAGAAAAUGAACUGGGUCAACCUUACUUGACUACCAAGGACUUUGUUCGCAAUGGCAUUCCUUCUAGUGUAUUUGCUAUGAUUUGUGUUACUACUAUAGGUUAUCUUCUUAUGACAGUGGUUGGUCUGUAAAUUUAGUGAUAUUUCUUUUUACCCUUUUGUUCUUUCUUUUACCAUAAUCUAUUUUUCUUUUUUUAAUUUUCUUAUUACUUUUAGACAACUUUUUGUGUAAACCGUUUACCUUGAAAUAUUUCCCUGGAUAUUUGCAGCUUUACCUCACCUUACUUUACUUUAUAUCACCCAAUAUCCUCCACAAAUUUACCUUAUAUAUAUAUAUUUAAAAGCAAAAAGUUGAACUCAAUG
Molecule: messenger RNA, 2687 nt
Organism: Phycomyces blakesleeanus NRRL 1555(-)
Lineage: Eukaryota; Fungi; Mucoromycota; Mucoromycetes; Mucorales; Phycomycetaceae
Exons: 5
Coding region: 48-2456 (802 amino acids)
Biological process (GO): polyphosphate metabolic process; monoatomic anion transmembrane transport; phosphate ion transport
Cellular component (GO): membrane
Molecular function (GO): phosphate transmembrane transporter activity
Source: RefSeq, a predicted model, not a curated record